Molecule: messenger RNA, 4482 nt
Organism: Lolium rigidum
Lineage: Eukaryota; Viridiplantae; Streptophyta; Magnoliopsida; Poales; Poaceae
Exons: 3
Coding region: 1-4290 (1429 amino acids)
Cellular component (GO): nucleus
Molecular function (GO): protein binding; zinc ion binding; histone methyltransferase activity
Source: RefSeq, a predicted model, not a curated record
AUGGCGCCGACGCCACGGACGCCACACAUCCACUUGAGUCUGUGGCGGUGGUGCCUGGUGACGCGGCUGCUUGGCACCAAUGCGAUGCUGGAGUCGGUAGAUGGAUUCGACGUACGAAUGCACAUGUUGCAAAAAGAAAAGAAGUUUGACCCCAGCCGGGCGGCUGAGUUGGUUGAUGCGCCGGUGGUGAAAUGGUUGGGUCAUGACACACACACGCUGCCCCGUACAAGAAGCCGUUGCACGCCGGAUUUGCGUGACGGACGCGACCCGGUCCAGUUCAGUCCGCCUCACACCCGACCCGAGUCAAGUCCAGACUCCGAGCCACCCGUGCCCGCUCGACACCUGUCUACCUGCCACAACAGUAGGCCGACGCAUCUCCCCAGACAAGAAUUCAAGAGACUCCUCCCAGCGCCCCUCAAAACUCGAGCCCCGCAGCCGACCCCACCAAAUCACACACCAUUCCCCUCGCCUAAUAAAACCCCAGCUAGCGCGCCUCUAAUCUCGCCGCCGUCCUCUCUCUCGCCGUCGUCCCCGCCGUCCGCCACCGCCCGCCCCAAAGGUGCCGCCCGGGUGCGUGAUCGACAGGCGGAACUGACUCUCUCGGCGAUGUUCCACUUCCACGCCGCGCGCCCGCCGAGGCCCACGGCCGCGAGCCGCGCCUUUCCACAACCCUGCGGGCGCACGGCCGCGCUUCCUCGCCCUCGCCCUCUCCCGCCGCCUCCUCCUCCACCUCCACGCGCCGCGGGCGGGACCGCCGUGCGGGCCCGCGGCGAGGCGGAACCGCCCCGUGGCCCAACCCAAGCCCAGAAGCAAGCGGCGGCGGGCGGGAGUGCGGUGCCGGCGGUCUCGGGACGUUUGGCCGGGGACGGCGCGGGGAGCGGAAGCGGAAGCGGUGAACCUGACAGGAAGAGGGGGUUGGCUUUGGCUUUCGCCCCGUACCCGCCGCCCAAGCGGAGGGCCGUCUCCGCCAAGCGGCAGUUCCCGCCUGGCUGCGGGAGGGUCGACGCGCCGUCUCUGGUCGCGCGCAACGGCGACGACGACGGGGCGCGGGCUGGAGCCCCACUUUCAGCUCGUGAUUUCAGUACUACUGUGCCGGACCAGGCGUCCGUUUCUCGGCCUGAGGCUGAGGGCACCGGCGGCAGCGAGGAGGGUUGCUUGCGGCUGGAACCAGCGCCUGCAGGUGCCAAUGCCGGUUUUGGUGUGCCGGGGAAGGUGACGGCUGCAGACGGUGUCGGUGCCCCAUUGUCGUCGUCAGAUGGGCUGCAAGGCGUUGCUGGAUUGGUGGUCAAAGACAGGGAGAUACCAACAGCUGGGAACGGUGGCUUGCGGCUGGAAGCUUCGCCUGCCAAUGCUGGUCUGGGAGGUACGCCGGAGAAGGCGAUGGCUGCACAUGGCGCUGCUCCGGUGCCAAAUGGGUGUCAUCAUGGUCCAGAGGCUGCGGCGGUGACAUCUUCAGGUGAGGCACAAGGAGUUGCUGGUUUUGUGGCGAAGGACAUUGGAAGAACAGCUGGAAGUGCCGAAUUGGGGGUGAAGGAGUUGAUGCCGGCCGUCGUGCGGCCACCGCCGAAGCGGAGGACGGUAUCUGCCAUUCGCCGCUUCCCUCCUGGCUGCGGAAGGAACGUGGGGCUGAUGCCACUUGCUACCAGAGGAGGCAGUGAGGCUGCUUUGCAGCUGGAACCCCUGCCUGCUGAUGCUGGGUUGGGUGCAGUUGCUACAAAAGGUGCUCGUUCGGAUGCGUGUGCCAUGGACACGGUGGAAGCUGUGAGCAAGAAUGCUUUGGGUGGAACAGUUGAGGUACAAGAACAGGAGGAUGGCGAGAUUCCUACAGAAGAUUAUGCUGAGAUUCCUACAGAAACCGACCAUGUCCUCCUCCAAGAGUCCCAUGUUACUCUCAACAAGGGCCUGCAUGAGCUUAGAGCUGGUACACGUGAACCUAAGCUCCAUGAGAAUAUGCUGCAGCGCAGCGCGAAGGCUGUAUCCUGGGCCGUCGCUGAAGAUGCCAAUGUGAUGAACAAGUGUGAAGCCAGCUCACCCAAGGUUGCCACUAAACCUUCUGCUCAAGCUCCUCCCAAAGAGUAUCAAGUUAAAGCUGGUACACACGAGUGUGUUGUUCCUCCGGUUGUUGCCUCCAAACCUUCUAUGGUGCAGUUUUCUGAUGAGAAGAUCCACGGAAACAUGCCGCAGAGCAAGGGGAAGGCUUUAUCAUGGGCAGUUGCUGAAGAUGUUAAGGUGAUGAACAAGUAUCAAGCCAGCUCACCCAAGGUUGCCAGUAAACCUUCUGCUGAGGGUCCUCCAAAAGAAUGUCUUCAGGACAAGGAAGUGUCUGGAAGUUGUAGCAUGAAAGGGGUACAAGGCCAAGGUAUCAUGAGAAGUAAGGUGACAUUCACGGCUAGAAAAACAGUUCCGUUACCUGUUGAAGCAAAUCAUAAGCCCAGUCUGGUUAAUCUGGAUAGACCCUAUUCUACGGGCAAGGAGACAGAGUCUGUUACCACUGUGAAGGAAUCCUUUGCCCCCAGGAAGAAGUUGAAGGUAAUAGGUCCAGCUCAAAAUAAAUAUUUUCCCGUGAAUGUCGCCCCUACAUCGGCAUUGCCUAGCAAGGUGAAAUUGAAGGACAAAGAGGCUUCCGCCUUGGAUGGUGAUGAUGGAAUUUGGAAGGCAAUUGGUGGUAAUGAAGGAAAGCUUAAGAUGUACCUCAGUGGCCCCUCAUGUGUUCCAUCAAUACGGCGUCACGUGCAACAUGGUGGCCAGUCUGCUGAUGCUCGGAGCAAAGUCAAGAUGCUUUGCCGGAAGUUUCAGUUCAUAUGCAGGACUCUUGUUCAAGAUGCGGAACAACAUGCUGUUAAGAGCUCUAGAAUUGAUCUUGCAGCUGAUAAAAUAAUAAGAACACUGCCCGGCUAUACCAAACAUGGGGCUAUUAUGGGUGAAGUCCCUGGUGUUGAAAUUGGCGAUGAAUUUCUGUACAGAGUAGAGUUGGCCCUUGUUGGUCUCCACCGCCCAUACCAAGGAGGCAUUGACACCAUGAAGGAUCACAAUGAUACGCUUAUUGCCAUAAGCAUUGUUGCUUCUGGAGGUUACCCUGAUGAAUUGUCGAGCUCAGGUGAAGUAAUAUACACUGGCUCCGGAGGAAAACCUGCUGGGAAGAAGGAGAAUGAGGAUCAAAAGCUUGUGCGCGGGAACUUGGCCCUAAAGAAUUGUAUCAAAACAAAGACGCCUGUCCGUGUAAUUCACGGUUUUAAAGGUCCAAAUAGAGAGGAAGGCAGCCAUUCAAAGGCCAAAGAAGUCUCAACAUUUACUUAUGACGGUCUCUAUAACGUGGUGGAUUCCUGGCUAGAAGGUCCGCCAGGUUCGAGGGUCUUCAAGUACAGGUUACAAAGGAUUCCUGGACAACCAGAAUUACCUCUGCAUGUUGCUAAAGGGCUGAGAAAGUCUAUAGUGCGUCCAGGCAUCUGCAUAGCUGAUAUAUCGCAAGGAAAGGAGAAGACUCCCAUCUGUGUGAUCAAUAAUAUUGACAAUGCACGUCCAACACCUUUUAAAUAUAUCACUAGAAAUAGAGGUCCAUCCUUGACUGCAAACAGAAGUCAGGGUUGUGACUGCACCGAUGGCUGCUCGGAUUCUGCUAACUGCACUUGUAUUGUGAAGAAUGGAGGAGAAAUCCCAUUCAACUUCAAUGGCGCAGUUGUCCAUGCAAAGCCUCUCAUAUUUGAGUGUGGUCCAUCCUGUAAGUGUCCUCCUUCAUGCCACAACAGGGUCAGUCAGCUUGGUAUGAAAAUACCACUGGAAGUAUUCAGGACAGCGAAGACAGGAUGGGGUGUAAGAUCCUUAAGGUCUAUCCCUGCUGGAAGCUUUAUAUGCGAGUAUGUGGGUGAGCUGUUACAUGGCCAGGAAGCUAACCAGAUAAGUAAUGACGAAUACUUGUUUGAUAUAGGACAGAACUAUGAUAUCUGGAAAGAUAUGCCAUCAGCUAUUCCAGGUUUGAAUCCUUCUGGCGCUCGCUCUCUGACCAUGGAAGAUGAUGAGGGCUUCACAAUAGAUGCAGCUGAGUAUGGAAAUAUUGGAAGGUUCAUCAACCAUAGCUGUUCCCCUAACCUCUACGCUCAGAAUGUUCUCUGGGAUCAUGAUGACAAAAGAGUGCCUCAUAUCAUGUUCUUUGCCGAUGAGAAUAUUUCACCGCUGCAGGAGCUGACUUAUGACUAUAACUACGAGAUAGGUCAUGUCCAUGAUGUGAAUGGCGUUGUCAAAGUUAAAUAUUGCCAUUGUGGUUCUGCACAGUGCCGUGGCAGACUGUAUUGAGGAAUGGAUGACUGCCAGUACUAGGAGUUUUACAUUCUUUUCAUUGGAACCCUGGCAAAUAAUGUGUAGAUAAUGAGAAGUGUUCAUAUGGGUAAAAUGGGUAGUGAUUCGGUUAUUCUGUUGUCCAACUACUACAGAACCUCCAGCGCAUCUUCAGGGAACAAUGUUGUAGGAAAUUGGUGGCCAUAAACU